Messenger RNA from Suricata suricatta (meerkat), 2401 nucleotides. RefSeq names its product dynein regulatory complex subunit 1 (gene DRC1). Gene Ontology annotation, biological process: cilium-dependent cell motility; regulation of cilium movement; axonemal dynein complex assembly. Lineage: Eukaryota; Metazoa; Chordata; Mammalia; Carnivora; Herpestidae. Bases 58 to 2229 code for a protein of 723 amino acids. Gene Ontology annotation, cellular component: axoneme; axonemal dynein complex. The transcript is spliced from 17 exons. The record is from RefSeq and is a predicted model, not a curated record.
CGGGCGGUGGGGCGGCGGUGGGCCUUGCCGAGCUGCCUGCGGCGGGAGGCACCUGCCAUGAAUCCGCCGGGAUCCCUGGGGAUCCUGGAGGACAAGGAGAAGGAACGCUUGUCCACCCCGAUUCUCGGGCCAUCCAUACUCUCUGACAACCCUUACGAGCGGAUCCAGGCCCGGCGCCUCCGCAUCGCCGCGCGCCUGGAAGCCCGGAGGCGGGAAGCACUUGGAGAAUAUUUAGAUGGAAAGAAAGAGAGUGAGGAAGAUCAAAGCAAGAGCUUCAAGCAGAAAGAAGAAAGCAGACUGAAAUUGGCUAAACUGUUGCUCUGUGGCACUGAGUUGGUGACAAAUAUCCAGGUAGCUGCCGAUAUUAGAGAGAUCCACAGGAGAGUGGAAGAAGAGGAGAUAAAGCGUCAGAGACUUGAAAAGCUGGAGAACGAAGUCAAGACGAGCCAGGACAAAUUUGAUCAAAUCACUGUGAGGUGGGAGGAGGGCAAACAGAAGCGAAUCCCCCAGGACCUGUGGGACAUGCUCAACACCCAGAAGGCGCACUGUGCGGGGCUGAUAGAAGACAAGAACAAGCUUAUCAGCGAGUUACAGCAGGAGUUAAAAACAAAAGAUGACCAGUAUGUGAAGGAUUUGAAGAAACAGUCAGACGACAUCUGCGUGCUCCUGGAGAGGAUGGAAGAGCAAGUGAAGAACGUGAUGAAAAGCUUCCGUCAAGAGCUCAAUUACAUUGAGAAAGCAUUUGAGAUGGAGCGACAAGACCUGCUGACCAGUAAUAAGAAGACCUGGGAGCAGGCCCUGCAGGCUCACAAAACCAAAGAGCUGGAGUAUCUUCUGAACCGUAUCAAGAAGGUGGAGGACUAUGAGAAGCAGCUGAACAAGCAGCGAGAAUGGGACUGUGAAGAGUACAACAAGAUCAAGAUCAAGUUGGAGCAGGACGUGCAGAUUCUUGAGCAGCAGCUCCAGCAGAUGAAAGCAACUUACCAGCUAAACCAAGAGAAGUUGGAGUACAACGUCCAAGUGCUGAAGAAGAGAGACGAAGAGAGCACGGUGAUUAAGUCCCAGCAGAAAAGGAAGAUCAAUCGCCUGCACGAUAUACUUAACAAUCUGAGAUCGAAAUACGCCAAGCAGAUCAGGCAAUUUCAGGAGGAGAACCAGUCCCUAACCUCUGACUACAAACACCUUGUGACGCAGUUCAAGGAGCUACAGAAAGCCAUAAGGCAUUUUGCUUUUAUUGACGACAAGCGGUUUCGAGAGAUUUGGCUGAUGAAUGAAGAGGAGGCGAAGGAUCUAAUAAACAGAGCCUUCGAUGUGGACCGGAUCAUCCACACCCAGCACCUGGGGCUCCCGUGGACGGCACCUGACUUCUGGUUCCUGAGGAAUGUGGGACCUAUAUCUCAGCAGCCGCAGAGAUCUGCGACACAGAUUUUAGAAGAAGUGCUGUUGCAAACAGAAGAGGAGGGGACAGAGGAGGCCGCCUCAGAAGCAGAGUCUUACCUCGACCUGCCAAAGCAAAUUUCCAUGAAAACGACCAGAAAGAUCCUCAUGCUUCUGUGUGACGAGUCGGGUUUCCUCAUAGAGAGCAAGCUGCUGAGCCUUCUCCGUCCCCUGGAGAGAAGCGAGUGCUAUCUGCUGAAGUUGGACGCCAUCUUCUCAGCCCUUGGAAUUGAAAGUGAGGACGACUUGUAUAAACUGGUGAACUUCUUCCUCAAAUACCGAGUUUAUCAUUCACCCUCCAGUCAGGAGCAAACAAGCCUGACAUUGGCCCUGGACUCAGGAGAGCAGGCAGACCUCAAGAGACAGAAGGAGGGAAGCCUUGUGGAAGGGGAGCCAGAAGAGAAGGCCCCCCCUUCUCCCACGCUCAUCCACCCCAACGAGGUCCUCAAGAUCCUGGAAGCCUUUGUCAUGGGUCUAAAGAAGCCCAGGGACUCUCCAACACCAGUGAGGCUGGUGAAGUACUUGCGAGAUAACUCGAAGGACUCUGCGUAUUGGGAGGCCCUGGCCACGGUUAUCCCUCCCGCCACGCUGAACCUCUGGGACGCUCUGUACACAGCCUUGGAGAAAUACCACGUCGUCCUGACCCAGAGGGCCAAGCUGCUGAUGGAAAACAAGGCCCUGGAACAGCAGAACACGGAGCUCCAGAUGCUGCUUCAGCAGUACCUAGAUUCCAAGAUCAACUCUGAAUUGCAUGUCCCACCAACUCAGGUGUUACGGGUGCCCACAAAAUAGAGCCGGGCCUCUACAGGUGCAUGCCAGUGCCGGGGCUGGCAUGGUCCCCCCAGGAGCCACCGGGGACGACUCUGGGUUUGCUAGAGCUGCUGUGAUAGGGCCUGUCGAAAUAAGGCCACAGGAGGAGUUACUUGCAUCCUGUAGUCGUGAUUAAAGUCUUUAAAAAGUUGUA